Molecule: messenger RNA, 2598 nt
Organism: Peniophora sp. CBMAI 1063
Lineage: Eukaryota; Fungi; Basidiomycota; Agaricomycetes; Russulales; Peniophoraceae
Source: the annotation of a GenBank genome assembly
AUGAACGCAGGCGACCUCCUCGCGAACACUCUAUCUCCAGACCAAAACACGCGCGAGCAGGCGACGCGCGAGCUCGAGAAUGCCGCCGCUUCGAACUACCCUGCGUAUAUGCACAUGCUGAGUGCCGAGCUUGUUGAUGAAGGCAAGAGCGUCUUUGUCCGCAACGCUGCCGGUCUCGCCCUCAAGAAUGCCCUCUCCGCACGCGACUCUGCCAGGCAAGCCGAGUACUCCUCACGCUGGCUAUCCCUCGAUGUCGACUCGCGGAACAAAGUCAAGCAGGAUAUGCUCAUGUCUCUACACUCGCCCGAUAAGAAGGUCGGAACCGUAGCUGCGCAGGUUGUAGCGGCCAUCGCGGCCGUCGAGCUUCCGCAGGGACAGUGGCCCGACUUGAUCGAGCUUUUGCUCGGAUUCGUCAACAAUGCGCAGAACACCAGUUUGCGCAUAUCCACGUUGACGGCUAUCGGUUUCCUUUGCGAACAAAUAGACCCCGAUGUGCUUGCUGUGCGUUCGAACGAGAUCUUGACAGCCGUUGUACAUGGUGCGCGCAAGGAUGAGCCGAGCGUAGAGGUUCAGGCUUCGGCUAUGAGCGCACUGUACAACUCGUUGCCCUUCAUCCGGGAGAACUUUGAGCGUGAGGGUGAGCGGAAUUAUAUCAUGCAAGUUAUCUGCGAGGCAACUCAAAACCCCAACAUCGACAUUCAGGUCAAGGCUUUCGAGUGUUUGGUGCGCUGCAUGACCAGCUACUACAGCAAGAUGGCUUUCUACAUGGAGCGGGCACUCUUUGGUUUGACGGUUAUGGGCAUGCAAUCUCCCGAAGAAUCCGUUGCGCUGCAAGCCAUCGAGUUCUGGACGUCCGUCGCGGAAGAGGAAGCGCAGCUCGAGCAAGACUUCCAAGACAUGCAAGACGGUCUCCUCGAAGGCGACGUCGAAGAGCCGAAAUACUUCGCCAAGAUCGCCCUGCCAGAGAUCAUCCCCGUCCUCCUCCGUCUCCUCACCAAACAAGACGAAGACGCCGACGACGAAGAAUGGAACGUGUCCAAAGCGGCAGGAACGUGCCUGAACUUCCUCGCGCUCGCCGUACACGACGCCAUCGUACCGAGCGUUAUCCCCUUCAUCGAGGGCAACAUCAAGAACGCGGACUGGCACUUCCGCGAGGCGGCCGUUAUGGCUUUCGGCUCGAUCCUUGCCGGCCCCGACCCGAGCGUGCUCACGCAGCUCGUGAACCAGGCUCUGCCCAUUCUCCUCAGCUUGAUGGAUGACUCAGACGUGAACGUCAAGGACACGACGGCGUGGACGCUCGGUCGCGUGUGCGAGAACUUGAUCGUGUGCAUCAAGCCAGACGUGCAUCUGCAGGCGCUCGUCACGAGCUUGGUCCGUGGGUUGCAGGAUAGCCCGAGGAUCAUCAGCAACUGCUGUUGGGCGCUUAUGAACCUCGCGGACGGGAUGUAUGAGGCGUAUGAGCUUCAGGAGGGUCAGGAGAGCGGGCCUAUGAGCCCAUACUUCCACGGUAUCAUUUCGGCGCUGUUGGCUGUCACCGAGACCGCGAGCAACGAGUCGAAUUACCGCACGGCCGCAUACGAGGCUAUCACCGCCUUUGUGAACAUCGCGUCGCCCGACUGCGAGCGCGUGGUGCAGGACACGGCGCUUACGAUUCUCACGCGCAUGGAGCACCUCCUGAGCGUACAGAACCAGAUCCUCGGCGUCGACGACCGCAACAACUGGAUCGAUCUCCAAGCGAACCUCUGCGCCGUGCUCGUCGGCAUCAUCCGCAAGCUCGGCCAGGGCAUCGCACCGCUCGCGGACCGCAUCAUGACCGACAUCUUGCAGCUCAUCCAGGGCGCGGGAAAGACCAGCACGAUCCUCGAGGACGCGUUCCUCGUCGUAGGAUCGCUCGCCGCGGCCAUCGAGACGCGCUUCGCACCGUACAUUCAGGCGUUCUUGCCGUUCUUGCAUCCGGCGCUCAAGGCGCACGAAGACGCGCAGCUGUGCCAGGUCGCCGUGGGCAUCAUCGGCGAUAUCUGCCGCGCGCUGGGCGAUCAGGCCGCGCCGUACGCCGAGGCGUUCGUCACGGUCCUGCUCGAGAACUUGCAGAGCGACGUGCUCGCGCGCAACGCGAAGGUCACGAUCUUGUCGUGCUUCGGCGAUAUCGCUAUGGCGGUCGGACCUGGGUUCGCGCCGUUUAUCGAUACGGCUAUGACGGUGCUGCGCCAGGCGGCGUCUAUCCAGCCUAACCCGCUCGAUUACGAUUCGAUCGAUUAUGUUGCGUCGCUCCGCGAGGGCAUUCUGGAAGCGCAUACGGGGAUCAUCGUCGGGUGCAAGCAUACGCCCGCUGCCGAUGCGCUUCUGCCGCAUGCGGGCACGAUUCUCGAGCUGUGCCAGAUGGUGCUGCUCGAUGAGAACAGCGGGGAGAGCGCGGACAAGCUCGCAUUUGGUGCUAUCGGGGAUCUGGCGGAUUGCUUCGGGGACGGGAGGAUCAAGGGGUUGCUUGUGGGGCAGGAGUGGGUGGCGAAGGUGUUGAAUACCAAGACGAGGUAUGCGAAGGAUACGAAGGCGACGAUCCGGUGGGCGAGGAGUAUGGUCACGCGUGCGACGGCGUAG